This is a messenger RNA of Rotaria sordida, 1170 nucleotides long. The record is from the annotation of a GenBank genome assembly. Lineage: Eukaryota; Metazoa; Rotifera; Eurotatoria; Philodinida; Philodinidae.
AUGAUGACAUAUCGUAUUGUUAUAUUUUUGUUGGUUAUUUUUUCAAUUCAAAAAAUUUUUGGUAAACAAUGUUUAAAUGAUCAAUGGCCACCAAAAUCAGAUCGAAUAGUACCAACACAUGUUGUUAAUUUAGAUUUACCACCUGUCGAACGUUGGAAAGAAAUUGCAACUAUUUACAAACCUGCAAUUAUUGAUUUGGUUGACUAUAUCAAACAAUUUGCUCUCUCUAUAUCACCUGAACUACAAUUUUUAGUCAGUCUUGUCGAUACUAAAUUGCCAGCUAUGGCUGAUACAUUACCAGCACCAUAUGGUGAUGAAUUGAAAGGUAUUAGUCAUACAACUGGAAUACCAUUGGGUGAAAUUGUUUUGUACAAUAUUUUCUAUGAAAUUUUUACAUUAUGUACAUCGAUUGUGGCAGAGGAUCAAAAUGGUAAUAUUCUUCAUGGACGAAAUCUUGACUUUGGACUUUUAUUGGGUUGGGAUAUGUUAAACAAUACAUGGACAUUAUCAGAAAAGUUACGUCCAUUGAUUACUCAAAUAAAUUUUACUCAACAUGGUCAAGUUCUUUUUAAAACAACGAGUUUUGCUGGCUAUAUUGGUGUUAUUACAGGCGUCAGGCCAGGUAUUUUUAGUAUAUCAAUGAAUGAACGUUAUGGUUUUAAAGGUGGUUAUAUUGGCUUAAUUGAAUGGAUAUUUAAUAUUAAUCGUAACCAAUCAUUUGUUACAUUUGCUAUGCGUGAUAUGUUAACAACAUCAGAAAGUUAUAAUCAAGCUGUUGAAUAUUUAACUAAAAUUAAACUUACAGCUCCAUGUUAUUAUAUUCUUGCUGGACCAAAAUCAAAACAAGGUGUUAUUAUUACUCGUUCACGUUAUGAAGCAGAUGAUAUUAAACAAUUAGGUAACGAUAAUUUAUGGUUUUUAAUCGAAACAAAUUAUGAUAAUUGGAAAAAACCACCUGUUUUUGAUGAUCGUAUAACACCAUGUAUCGAAUGUAUGAAAACUAAAGGAAAAAAUCAAGUUACUUUCGAAUCAUUGUUUAAUGUUUUUUCAUCACGACCAAUGCUCAAUAAAUUGACUGUAUAUACAGCUUUGAUGGAACCAGCAACUGGUCGAUUGGAAUCCUAUUAUCAAUAUUGUCGUGAUGAAGAUGCACCAUGUGCACCUUGGUAG